UACCAAUACAAAACUACGUGCACAUAUUUAAUGAAGCCUAGAAAAACGCCACAUGUAGGUACAAAUGCCGCUAACAGAUCAUCAGGCCCCCAGGCUGCUGAGGCUGAUCAGUUGAAGCUCAGGAUAAAAACAGAAAUUUUGCUUAAAAAAAAACUAAAACCUGUGGCACAGGCAGUGGCUACCAUCCCCGGACUUGGCCCCAUCCCUGAAAUCAGAAUCUGGCUUUGCUCAUCAACCGCCAAUUCAACUUUUCGGCAUCAGCCUCUUCAUUCUCCCAUCUGCCGCCUACCCAUUUUUCUACUCAGCCAGAGUCUUCACCUCGCCGGUGCAAAUUUCAUAAAUACACCUUUUAAAUCUAUUUGCGACCGUAUCGGGCUAGGUUUUAGUCAACCACCUUCCUUGAUUCGCUUUCCACAUCGUCAAGAUCUAGAUCGCUUGUCUGUUUUUUUAUUUUUUGACGAGUCCACACGUCAGAUCUCCGAUCCUGUCGCGUGCGUGGAGGCAGGAGUUUCGCGUAUCCUCCUCCUCCUCCUCCUCCUCCUUCUUCUAACACUUCCAACCACACCGACCACAAAUAUAAUCAAUUAUUCAACCUCUUCUCGCAUCGUCAAUGAAUGGUGUUUUCAAACAUUUUCAGUUCGAGAUAUGAUGGUCGGUGGAUAGUCGAAGCCGCCAACUUCGACCCUCCGAAUCAUGGCUCCUAGCGCUGGUUAUAAGGAGUUCUUUCCUAACGCUCCUCGAGCCGCCAGGGACAAGGCUAAUGAACGGGAACGCGAGAAGUAUUCGAAAACUUCAGAAGCUGUCGAAAGUGAUCCCAAAACGGCAACGCCUGCUCACCGCGAUGGCGCCAAGUACGAUUUAUCGCUGUCUGAUGCCGCACAUCCCCCGACAGAUGAUACCGAGUCCUUGCAAGGGGAUAUCCUCAACGGUGUUGGUUCCGCAAGCUCCCACGCGAGUACCGCCUCCUCUGUCUUUACCACAUUCAAUUCCUCCGCUCCCUUAGGUGCUUCUUCACGCUCAUUCAACAGCAACUCUACUCCCACCACUAUAUCGGGCUCGCCCACAAAUCCCCCACAUAUGCAAGCCGCGAAGCAGCGCACCUCCGCCAUUCAUAAUACUAGCAGCAGAUCUGAUAGUGCGAAUCCCACAAUGGCCGCGGGGUCGUCCUCUAGUCUUCCCAGCGCCGUCAAGCGCCUCCCGGCUCGAGAUCCUAACCUCACUGUCAAAGGAACCAAGUGCAUACACGAUCCCUCAACCGACAAGAGCUUGUCUUCGAGCGAUAGGAAAACAUUGAAACCCAAAUAUAAGAAUAUCGGCCUGGAAGAUGACGCCCCCCCUCCGGACCCUCGUCUAUCUAAGGGUAGCUGGCUCGACUACAUCAACGUCGACUUCCACCUGCCUAAGGCGAGACUACGCCAAACUCCCUAUAAUCUCAAGCCGUAUCCAUAUGACCCUGCCACCUCCAUCGGCCCUGGGCCACCCACCCAGAUCGUCGUUAGCGGAUUUAAUCCCUUGAUCUCCUUCUCCAAAGUCGUAACCAUUUUUGCCUCGUUUGGCGAUAUCGCUGAGAGUAGCAAUAAGAUGCACCCUCACACAGGUAGUUUUUUGGGUUUCGCAACUUUUCGAUACCGAGACUCUAAGCAGCCAAGACGACCUCCCAUCUCGGCCGUCGAUGCCGCAAGGAGAGCUGCUAGGGCCAUGAACGGGAAGAAAAUCGAAGCGAACUAUGUAAAAGUAGAAUUCGAUCGGGACGGCAAGAAAAGCAGAGUCAUGCUCGAAACUGUCCUUAAGAAGGAUCAAGCCGAAGCAAAGCGUGCAGCCGCUACGCCGCCCGUACCUACGGGUCCAAAACUAAUGCCCUCCGAGCUGCUCAGCCGAGCGCCUCCUGCUGCUCCGAGAGGCCCUGCCGCUGAACGACAACGACCGUCGCUAGGAGGAGCAGAGCCGGCCUGGGCGCCCCCAACAAAACCUAAGGCGUUUUCCAUGUUGGUCGAUAUGCAAUCCGUUCCGGCUACCCUUAAAGGCGAACCAUACGUAUUCGUCCCUGACUCAAGCGUUCCGGUGAUGGUCACAACAAUACCACACAUGAAGAAGCGCCUGAAGUCGUUCCAAUUCGAGGAUAUACGAGCCGAUCGCACUGGUUACUACAUCAUCUUCCCCAAUACUACAUUCGGUCGCGAUGAGGCCUAUAGGUGCUUUAGGUCGGCAGAUGGUAGCGCCUUCUUCACCUACACAAUGGCAAUGAAGCUUCAUGGGGUUACUUCAACAGGGCCUGCCAGCUCUGCAGAAUCUCUGCGAAGAAGUGAGCCAGAUAGAAGACCACUAGUAGAUAUCCGAAACAGAGACGACCACCAAUACAGGCCGCGAGACGAGCGACGUCGCGACGAAGAAGCAGUUUUGGAAGAAGAAAAGAAGCAAAGGGCGAAGAAUUUUGAUCCCGUACUUGAAGCUGUCGAAGUUGUCCGGCGUGAGAUGAAAGAGCAUCUGAUUAGACACAUUAGGACUAAAGUCGCUAUACCUGCCUUAUUUACAUUUCUAGAUCCCAACAAUCACGUAGCUAAGAGGCGAAGGUUGAACCUCGAGGACCCCGCUGGUUCAUCCCGACUCGCGGUUAACGUCGAAGAACGCGACGAGACUCCGAUUAGUACCCCCAAUUCUCGAGCCGACCCGAUCGAACGCCGCACUGCCCGUCUCGAUGUCACUGCUCUGCCUCGCAUCAGAAAGGCUAAAGGCCAAGGUGCUGUGCAGCGAAACUAUGGAUUUACCGAUCCCUUUGCGCGCAAGAGGGCAUCCGUGGUGCACAAUGCCUUCCGUUCUCUUCACCAUCGACUGCAGCCUCCAGAUAGCGACGAGGAGGCAUCCGAAGAUGAAACCGAGAAUCGCGACUCCGUUGCGCGUGAGGUUGAAGAGUCGGACUCUCGCCCUCGUAGCCGUAUGAGCACGGAGGACGAUGUCUUCGAAGAUGGUUUUGGUGAUGAAGAUUCCAUGACGGAUGCUAGUUUCCCUGUCAACGAUGGCCCUAUCAGAACGAAGAAGCGGAAGCUUGAUUUACAUAUCGAGGCUGCUAUCAAGCGGCAGAAGAAGUCGGACGAAGAGCUCUUUGGUGUUACUAUCGAUACGCUCGAGAAUGAAUUCCCGAGCCCGACGGACGACGUGCCUAUGCCUGAUGCUGAGGCUGGACAUAAUGAUACCAAGCCUCCCGAAACGACGGAGCCGUCUACGCCGAUUGAGAAGCCUGUUAAGGGGAGGAAGAAGGUGACCAUAGCAAAGCCUAAGAAAAAGACUAAGAAGCAACUCUUCGAAGAGCGUGAGGCUAUGAAGAAGAAACAACAAGAAGCAUACGUUGAGGAAGCCUUGGAGCAGGCGAGCAAGGAAGAGACUCAAGAGCCUGAAGAACCGUCAGAAAAACCUGUGGUAGAAGAAGCAAUAGAAAAACCAGUUGUCAAAGAUGAUCGGUUUUCUGAUGCGGUGCUCCCAGCAAUGGCCCUCCCAGACCCAUUUACUUUGUCGGUCAAAUCCAUAUCAAAGAUUGAGCUCCAGCCUAAAGACUAUCCUGAUACUAGCAAGCUUAAGAAAAAAUUCAAGGCUGCUGAUAUCGGCGAUCCCAGACUCUGGGUAUGGAGGCAUAAUCGCGUUCGGGAGCUCAACACUGAGGAGUCAUCGUCUGAUGAACCCAUCACUAUAGAGGGCUAUUACGUGCCAAAUCCCACCGGUUGCGCUCGUACCGAAGGUGUAAAGAAGAUUCUCAACUCGGAGAAGUCUAAAUAUCUUCCUCAUCAUCUCAAGGUCCAGAAAGCAAGGGAAGAGCGACAGCUCCGCGCAGCCAAGAAAGACGGUAAGGAUGCUGCGGCUGCGGCUGCAGAAGCAGCGAAGCUCGCAGCUGAGAAGUUGCUGGCAAAAGGUAACUCGAGAGCAAACCGCGUCAACAACCGCCGAUUCGUUGCCGACCUUAACGACCAGAAGAGGACCCUAGGCCAGGACUCGGAUGUUCUCAGAUUCAACCAGUUGAAGAAACGGAAGAAGCCGGUUAAGUUCGCUCGAUCCGCUAUUCACAACUGGGGUCUCUACGCCAUGGAGAAUAUCAACAAGGAUGAUAUGAUCAUAGAGUACGUCGGGGAAGAGGUUCGACAGUCCAUUUCUGAGAUUCGGGAGAACCGUUAUCUCAAGAGCGGUAUUGGUAGCAGCUACCUCUUCCGUAUCGACGACAGCACGGUAAUUGAUGCAACGAAGAAGGGUGGCAUAGCACGUUUCAUCAACCACAGCUGCAUGCCGAAUUGCACAGCCAAGAUUAUCAAGGUUGAAGGCAGUAAGAGGAUUGUCAUCUACGCCUUACGAGACAUUGCUCAGAAUGAGGAAUUGACAUACGACUACAAGUUUGAGCGUGAGAUCGGAAGCUUGGAUCGUAUACCUUGCCUCUGCGGAACGGCAGCUUGUAAAGGUUUCCUCAAUUAGUGCCCCCCUAAUGACUUUUUUCCGGUCCAAUGUUGGAGCGGCGUAUUUGUUAAACAUUUGUCUGGCGUAAACGGUUUUUUUUUUUUCUCUCUUUUCACUGCAUUUUGAUACUCUUCUAUCUCAAGACGGCACACUUCUAAACCCUCCCCGCCUUGAUAUAUAUGCAUCUAAGGAGUAAGCUCUCGCCGAAAGGGCGCAAUCAAAAAAGGGGUGUACAAUAGUUGAUUUUGUUUUCUUUCAUCCAAAGGAGACAGAGGGGGUUCAUCGGC
Molecule: messenger RNA, 4721 nt
Organism: Daldinia caldariorum
Lineage: Eukaryota; Fungi; Ascomycota; Sordariomycetes; Xylariales; Hypoxylaceae
Product: histone H3-K4 methyltransferase Set1
Exons: 3
Coding region: 694-4452 (1252 amino acids)
Cellular component (GO): Set1C/COMPASS complex
Molecular function (GO): histone H3K4 methyltransferase activity; protein binding; nucleic acid binding
Source: RefSeq, a predicted model, not a curated record